UCUUUUCCCCUCUUCUAUAUAUUUUCUUCAACCAAACCCCAAUUUCUCAUCACCAACACCUUCCAUCUCCUUCAAUUUUUCAUCCUCAAUUUCCCCCUACUUUUCGUCUUCAACCUUCUCCAUGGAGUCCUGCAGGACUUCACUUCCGUUCACCUCCUCCUACGCUGACACCGUUAGACCAGAAUCUUCUCAUCGCCUUGCCGGUGAAGUUCAUGUCAUCAUCGGCCCUAUGUUUGCUGGAAAAACCACGGCGCUCCUCCGCCGGAUCAAAUCCGAGAGCAACAGUGGCAGGAACGUGGUGAUGAUCAAGUCAAGUAAAGACACAAGAUACGCCAUAGAUUCAGUAGUAACACAUGAUGGGGUCAAAUUUCCAUGCUGGGCACUGCCAGAUCUUUCAUCUUUUCGUCAGAAAUUCGGAGAAGAUGCUUAUAAUGAGUUGGAUGUGAUUGGUGUUGAUGAAGCUCAAUUUUUCGAUGAUCUCUAUGAUUUUUGCUGCAAUGUUGCUGAUAGAGAUGGUAAAAUCAUUGUUGUUGCUGGCUUAGAUGGAGAUUACUUAAGGAGGAGUUUUGGAUCAGUGCUUGACGUUGUUCCUCUGGCUGAUACAGUAACAAAGUUGACAGCUAGAUGUGAACUUUGUGGGAAAAGAGCUUUUUUUACAUUGAGAAAAACAGAGGAGACAAAGACCGAACUUAUCGCUGGGGCUGAUGUCUAUAUGCCUGUGUGCCGCCAUCAUUAUGCCAUUGGACAAGAAGUCAUACAAUCUUCGAAGAAUGCUAUGGGAUCUCGAACUAUUGCCUCAAAUCUAGAGGCACUUCACUUAUCUAAAUUCAACUUAGUCUUUUUUAUUUUUUUUUUAUUAUUAUUUUUUUUUUAUAGACAAUAUGUUUUCAUUUUCGCCUGUGUAUUUCCAUAUAUUGAAACUUGAAACACCUUUUAUAAGAUAUUUGUCUUCUGUGUAAGGAAAAUCAAGCCUAAGUGGAAAUAAAAGAUUUCAUUGCAUUGACGCCAAGUCAAUUGAACUAGAAAUCAAUUACAACCUGAAAUGCAGUAGGUAAAAGAGUGCCAUAUACUUUUAGUUUUUUUGUGUUCGUCAGUCAGUACUUGGUACUAGUACCCUGUCUUUAAGAAGUCUGUUCAGAAUCUUCAUCCCUGACUUCGUCGAAGAAGGGAUCCUUGAGAAGUUCAGAAGCGGAUGGUCUUGCUCUUGGCUGUGCAAUGCACUUCUCAAUGAAAGCUCGGACUUCAGCAUCAGUUACUUUGGUAAUUGCUUGGGGCUUAAUUCCAGUUGUUACCUUCUUGUAUAUCUUGGCAACACUAUCGCAUUCACUGUAUGGUAUCUCCAUAGUAACCAUCUCGAGCAAACACAUUGCAAAGGAGUAUAUAUCCACCAUCUCUGUGUAGUCUUCCUCAUACAGCUCUGGUGCCAUAUACUCGGGUGUUCCUAUGAUUGAAUGUGCAGCAUGGCUCCUGCCAACUAUAGCUGCAAACCCUAGAUCGCCUAUUUUAACCUGUUCAAAGGAGAGUGGAUGUAAUAACACCCUUAAACAUUGUAAAGCCACACAAGAUAAAUAAGUAGGUGAACAAUUAAAAUGUUUGUGGUUUAAUCUUAUCUUGGGAAUCAUGUAAAUUAGCUAGCCAACUUGAGAUUUGAUAGUUGAUACUUGGGUCCAGGAAAUAAUGUUGUGAAAGAUUUUUCUCUAACCACAAACACAUUCUAGUGAAUAAGAGAGAAAAACAGUGAUGUUAAUGCAUUUCCCCUUA
Molecule: messenger RNA, 1761 nt
Organism: Cucumis sativus (cucumber)
Lineage: Eukaryota; Viridiplantae; Streptophyta; Magnoliopsida; Cucurbitales; Cucurbitaceae
Product: thymidine kinase a
Exons: 4
Coding region: 122-925 (267 amino acids)
Biological process (GO): thymidine metabolic process
Molecular function (GO): thymidine kinase activity; ATP binding
Source: RefSeq, a predicted model, not a curated record